AUGGCUAACGAAACUCGCGUGGCGAACGAGACUCACGAGAAUUUCCGUCCGGAGCCGGACGCUUUUCGUCACGCGUCUCACGAGACGAACGAGGCUCACGAGACUUACAAGAGUCACGAGGUUCACGGGGCGAAUCGACAGGCGCGCUGGCGGCUGACAGAAGCGGCGGGUAUGGGGCGACACGGGAGGGAAGGAGGAGAAUCAGCGGAAGGAGGAGAGGGGAAUAGUGCCGUUGGCGGAGAGAUGGGGGAACGUCUGGAGCCGAUUGGCUGUGAAAUCCCGGAAGGAAGCUUCUUUGUGGGUUCUCCUCCUAAGCGGUUACGGAACAGUGGAUUGGGAGGGGAGAGGGGCGAGGAGCGUGCAGGAAGGAGCAUGCACGAUGAUCAGGAGAACCAGAUUCCUGAGGCAGGUCUGAAGGAGGGCUUUUACGUGCAGGGAGGCUUCGGGAAGGGGCAAGGGGACUUGCCUGAGUUUGAUCUUAAUAAGGAGCCUGACAACGAGAUGGAAAGCGGGAGAGAGCGCGAGGGACGAAGGGAGAGGUUAGAGAGUGAAGUGAGGCAGGUCGAGGAGGGGCCUUUCGAGGUGACUCAAAAGCUGGAUACCAGGAAGGGGAGAGAGGGAGACAGCGGUAAGGGGAAGGAGGAGGCGUUAGAGUUCGAGGUGAGGCAGAUAUACGAGGGCCUAUGCCUGGACCUUGCUGCUGCUGCUGACGAGGAGGCCUGCAGCGCUGACAGGAGCGCUGACGUGGCAGGCCAGCGUGAAAGGUGCGCUGACGUGGCAAGGCAUGGUCCAGCUGGCAACGAAGAGGCUCUGUGCAUAGGAGACGUUGCUGACCUUGACUUAAACAGGGGGGAAGGGGUAAAGGUUGAUGAGGAGCAGAGCGAGGUUCAGGGCGGUAUGAGUCUAGUGGAACUGGAUUCAGUGCGGUUGCUGGCGUCACUCCCUUCUCUGAACUCCAGCGACCUCGCCGCUGCCCUGCCUGCUCUUGGCUUUGUUAACCCGCUGCCCAACACAGAGGGUGUUGUUGAGUCCACUCAGAAGCCACCUGCUCUGGCCUCUGUUGUGGACCCACCUUCACCACCGUUGGACCCGGCUGUAGCGGCACUGUCAGACAUCCAGCUGCCGCCCGGGUUCACAGAGGGCGAGGCAGCAACCGAGCACUUCCCCCUGUUGUCUGACCCGCCGGUUGACACCCUUGACCCCUUUGUGGAAACCCAGAACCCCUUUGCGGUGACUUUGGAGUCGAGUCAAAAGCCGCCAUCGUGUGACCCGCCUGUUGACACGCGAGACCCUCUUGUGGAAACCCAGAACCCCUUUGCUAACACCCUGAGCCCUCUUGUUGAUGCUGUGGAAAACGUGCUGUGCGGCCACAGGGGUGAUUGUUUGGCGGUGGUAGGGGGAGAGGGAGGAGAGGAAGGAGAGGGAGGAGAAGAGGAAGGCGGAGGAUUGGGAGGAGGGGGAGUAGAAAGGGGAGGAGAAGAGGGAGAAGGUGAGGAGAGAGCUGGAGAAAGGGCAGAGAAUGAGGGAGAAGAUGUGGGAGUGGUAGGGAAAGGAGGGCGAGAUGAUGAUUGUGAGAGGGAGGGUGCAACGGGGGUUGGGGGCGGUGGAGUUGGGCACGAACAGGCGUCAGCAUCAGCAUCAGCAUCAGCAUCUUUUCAACCAAUGCCGAGUGUUUCUGGAUGGUUGGCAGCAGGUGCCAAUGCUGCUGGUGCUGCUCAUGCUGCUGGUGGCCAUUCUGAAGCUAGUGCCAGUGCUAGUGCUAGUGCUAGUGCUAGUGCUGCUACAAGUGCUGGUGCUGAUGGUGGGGAGAAACGCCCUUCAGCUGGUGACGCAGCCAGAGGAGGAGGGGGACAACCAAGCGACACCAACAGCGGAGAAAAGCCCGACCAAUCAGAAGCAGGAAAUGAUCUCUCGCACGGGUCUCAACCCGGGGUGAAGCAUGGGUUGAGUGCAGUGCCAGGAGAUGCAGAGGCGCAUGCCAUGCUGCGGCCUGCAGGCAUGCUGGCGCCGCCCUACGAGCACAUGCGCCAGCCUGGCAUGGCUGUGACUCUAGCGGAUGUGCUUGAAUCGAGGGAGCCGUCAGAGCAGGCGGGUGUGACUGUGGACGAGCAGGGGCUGGGCUCCCUGGGAUUCGCCACGUCGCCCCUGGAGGGUCUGGGUUUAGAAGAGAGCCCGGGCUUUAAGCAACAUUUGGUCUCUGAGCAAGAGCUGGGCUUUAAGCAGCAGCUGGGUUUUGGCCAGGUGCUGGGCUGUAAUCUGGGGCUAGCAGGGAGAGCAGAAGAAGGGUCGGGUGACACGUCAGCAGUUGUGUCCAGUGCCAGGUCAGCAAAUCUACCGCAUGCGAGCACACUGCCAGGUGUGCAACACGCCAUGUCAGUGGCGCCUGAGCUGCAGCAAGCAGUUGCGUCCUCACCUCUAACGACCGCUUCCCCCCUUGCCCCGCACCCCCCCGUCCUUCCUCCCACACCACCUCCCAGCCCCGUUCCACUCCUUGCCUCCCUCCCCAUUAGCCAUACCUCCAUCCUCACCCCAGCAGCAACAGCUGCCCAAUCCCUUCCCUUCCACACCCCUGUACUCACGCCACCCACAGCACCCCAGGUGACACCUGCACCAGUCAUUGGCCCCCGUUCGUCCACCUUUUUAGUCACACCCCCUGCCAGUGCCAGUGCCCCAUCUUCUGCUGAAGGGAAUGUUGAGGUGCACGUAGGGCCUGCAGCAUGUGACAAUAACGAGAUGCUGCUCAAGAUUGGAGAGGAGGGGAUCAAGGAGGUGGUUGUGAGGCAAGGUGGUGGUGGUGACACUACAGAGAGAUUUUCAGUGGAAGUGAAUGCAGGGGAAGUGAGAGUAGGGAUCAAGAGUGGAGAGGAUGUGACUGUAGUGGUGGGAAGGGGAGUGGGGGAAGCUACAACUGCAUGGGUGGAAAAGGGUGCAUAG
Closterium sp. Naga37s-1 is the source of this 2934-nucleotide messenger RNA. The record is from the annotation of a GenBank genome assembly. Lineage: Eukaryota; Viridiplantae; Streptophyta; Zygnematophyceae; Desmidiales; Closteriaceae.